Molecule: messenger RNA, 935 nt
Organism: Monascus purpureus
Lineage: Eukaryota; Fungi; Ascomycota; Eurotiomycetes; Eurotiales; Aspergillaceae
Source: the annotation of a GenBank genome assembly
GUAUUGAGCUCUCGAUAUAACCAAGCAAAUAUAGUCGAACACGAGCAGCCUAAGGGUGUUUCCCACACUAGAGAAAUCAUCACAGGCCAAAAAGGCAGAACAGCCGUGUGCACGUACAUUAGAUAUGGACAUAGACAACCGAUCCCUCCAGGAGAGAAUAAAAGAAAUAUCACACAGCUUGUCUGCACAAAGGUUUGAGAAUCAUGCCACCAGUGUUCAACGCGUGGCAUUUAGACAUUCUCUUGACCGAGCAUCCUGCUUUCACCCGCAUCCAGUCUUCUGACAGUACAUACAUGGAUCUAAAGGACUGGCAUAGUCUUGUGUUUAGCGCAGUGAAUGCGGAUAAACAGUCUAAAGAUGGACUCAGAGUACCCAAGCCAAGUGAUGAAGACUUCAAGUCUGUAUGUAGACCGUUGGCAUCCUCGACUAAGGGACGGAGAGUAAAAUGCCAGCCUUCACAUGUUUUUACACUCUUAACAGAAGCACUCGGCGUUAUGAACAUAGCAGAGUGGGUAAAGGAACCGGUAGACGCACAUUCAUCUCCGUCUUUUGAUCUGCCUGCCACAAGACGAUCCUUUAAGAGGCCGAAUGUUCCAAUGACAAUGAAGGCAGAGACCAGGCGUCUCUGGGACACGGGAAGAAUAUACCCUGAUCUUUUCUUGCAGGUUGGCAAUCGUCCGUUCUAGUCGACUUGAAACCACAAUAGUGACGCUGAGGCUUCUAAGACACAUAGCGUUUCUUCAUGCCACAAACUGGACAGAAGUAUCAAACUCAGCCUUGCACGACUUACACUAUGGUGAGAUUGAUAGAUAGGUUGCUUCUUCUUGGAAGAAGAGGCUUUCCAAGAAUGAGAGUGGAACUUGCAAUGAAACAUAAUACCGAGCAUUAAAAAGUGGCGAUGAUGGUAUCGAUAUAGUGUGCCCUUUGGCUCUUCA